This is a messenger RNA of Athene cunicularia (burrowing owl), 12064 nucleotides long. RefSeq names its product SH3 and PX domains 2A (gene SH3PXD2A). Lineage: Eukaryota; Metazoa; Chordata; Aves; Strigiformes; Strigidae. The transcript has 15 exons. Gene Ontology annotation, molecular function: protein binding; superoxide-generating NADPH oxidase activator activity; phosphatidylinositol binding. Bases 134 to 3301 code for a protein of 1055 amino acids. Gene Ontology annotation, biological process: superoxide anion generation. The record is from RefSeq and is a predicted model, not a curated record.
AUUUGCUUGGAGUUUUGGGAAGCCUGUUUGAGAUCUGUUUUUUCAGGAGGUGGUCUAUAUCAUCAAUGUAACAUGGUCUGACCUGACUUCCCAGGUCAUCUACCGGAGGUAUAGCAAGUUCUUUGACCUACAGAUGCAGCUUCUGGACAAGUUCCCUAUUGAAGGAGGCCAGAAAGACCCCAAGCAAAGAAUCAUCCCUUUUCUGCCAGGCAAGAUCCUGUUCCGGAGGAGCCAUGUCCGAGACGUAGCUGUGAAGAGGCUGAAGCCCAUCGACGAGUAUUGCAGGGCACUGGUUCGGCUUCCUCCUCACAUUUCACAGUGCGAUGAAGUCUUCAGGUUCUUCGAGGCUCGCCCAGAAGACCUUAACCCUCCAAAAGAGGACUAUGGAUCUUCAAAGAGAAAAUCAGUUUGGAUGUCCAGUUUGUCUGAGACUCCAAAAAAGAGUGUCGCUCCAGGUGCUGAUGCUAACUCUGAACCCAUGAUCCUGGAGCAAUAUGUGGUGGUGUCCAACUAUGAGAAGCAGGAGAACUCUGAGAUCAGUCUCCAGGCUGGAGAGGUUGUGGAUGUCAUAGAGAAAAAUGAAAGCGGUUGGUGGUUUGUGAGCACAGCAGAGGAGCAGGGCUGGGUCCCUGCUACAUACCUGGAAUCCCAAAAUGGAACCAGAGAUGACUCUGACAUCAACACAUCCAAACUUGGGGAAGUUUCUAAACGACGCAAGGCUCACCUGAGACGCCUGGACCGGCGAUGGACGCUAGGCGGGAUAGUCAACAGGCAGCAGAGUCGAGAAGAGAAAUAUGUCACUAUCCAGCCGUACGCCAGCCAAGGGAAGGAUGAGAUUGGGUUCGAAAAAGGGGUCACCGUGGAGGUCAUCCAAAAGAACCUGGAAGGAUGGUGGUACAUAAGGUACCUAGGCAAAGAGGGCUGGGCUCCAGCUUCAUACCUGAAGAAGGCUAAAGAUGAUCUUCCAUCUAGGAAAAAGAACUUAACUGGGCCAGUGGAAAUCAUAGGAAACAUCAUGGAGAUCAGUAACCUGCUGAACAAGAAAUCAUCCACUGACAAGGAAACUCAAGCAGAAAAUGAGACUCCAGAAACACAUAUCACCAAGAAGGAAAUCAGUUUGCCCAUCCUGUGCAAUGACUCUAAUGGCAAUGCCAUGAUGACCCCAGACAAGCAGGCUUCCAAACUGGCCCAGGGAUCCCCAGCCAUAGCAAGGAUAGCACCGCAAAGAGCUCAAAUAAGUUCUCCAAACCUAAGAACAAGGCCACCCCCACGAAGAGAAUCCAGUCUGGGUUUUCAGUUGCCCAAACCACCAGAGCCACCCUCUGUAGAAGUGGAAUACUACACCAUUGCAGAGUUCCAGUCAUGUAUCUCUGAUGGCAUAAGCUUUCGCGGAGGACAAAAAGCAGAGGUUAUAGAAAAGAAUUCUGGUGGAUGGUGGUAUGUGCAGAUUGGAGAGAAGGAAGGAUGGGCUCCAGCAUCCUACAUUGACAAAAGGAAGAAGCCAAAUUUAAACAGAAGAACCAGUACUUUAACCCGCCCAAAAGUUCCUCCCCCAGCACCUCCCAGUAAACCGAAAGACUCUGAAGAAGGAACAACUGCUGGAACAGUUUCUUCAGGAGAUACCCAGGACUCUCCCCACAAACUGAAAUACGAAGAACCUGAGUAUGAUGUGCCUGCCUUUGGUUUUGACUCAGAGUGUGAAGUGAGUGAAAGUCAUCGUGAAGAGGGCACUCCUGAAAAACGACUGUUUCAGCCCCUCAAGCCCUCUCCUGUGUCAUCACUUCAGAAAGCAAAGUUCAAAGUAGGAGAGUCUUCAGAAGAUGUUGCUCAUGAAGAAGAGACCAUUUAUGAGAAUGAGGGAUUCAGGCGUUAUGUGGAAGAUGCUUUGUCCAAUAAGGAAUCUAGUGGAGACUCAGAUUCUCAGAAAAGCUCCUCUCUCUCCUUGAUCCGAAGGAAUUCUCCAUGUUCCAGCUCUCCUAAAUCAUCACUCGUGAAGCUCAAAACGGACAAAAACAUCCAGCCUGAUCUUGGAAAAUGUCACUAUUCCAGGAGCGAGGAGACAAAACCAAGGUCAGCUUCAGAUGUUGGCUUGCGUAGCAUGCCAAGAACAGGCCUGAAGAAAGAGCCUGGGCAGAGUCCUUCCAUUAGAGCAAAGCCAAUCGUUAGGCCCAAACCCUUCCUAAACAAGGCAGACUCUCAGAGCCAAGAAAAGAUGGAUAUCAGCACUUUAAGGCGUCAACUGAGGCCAACUGGGCAACUCAGAGGUGGACUUAAAGGUUCAAGAAGUGAAGAAUCCGAGAGCCCCCCACACACAGCUGCUGAGAACCAAGACGAUCCUGUUAGGAGGAGCUCGGCUGAUCUCAUUACAGCUCCUUCCCGUGGCAUUUUCUGCUCUAGCCAUCCAGUCAAGACUGAGCAAGAAAAUGAUUCCAAAUGUUUCUAUGUGACCACUGACUCAUACCAAAAGGUACAGGAUUCUGAAAUUUGCUUCCCAGCAGGAGUAGAAGUAGAAGUGCUGGAAAAGCAAGCCAGUGGAUGGUGGUACCUGAAAUAUGGAGACAUGGAAGGCUGGGCUCCUUCCCAUUAUUUGGCUCUCCCUGAUAACCAGCGAGAAACCACAUCAGCAGAGACUGAUGCCUCAUUUGCCAGGAACAGGAAAAAUGAAAAGUCAAACAGUUUAGAGAAGAUAGAGAAGAGGGUUCAGGCUUUGAACACCAUCAACCAGAGCAAACGAGCAACACCACCCAUCCCAAGCAAACCUCCUGGUGGUUUUUCAAAACCAUCAGGGCCAGUCAAAAUGAGGAAUGGUGUGAGGCAGCUUGCUGUCCGGCCACAGUCAGUGUUUGUGUCUCCACCACCAAAGGAUAACAACCUGUCAUGCUCCUUGCGCAGAAAUGAGUCUUUAACAACUACAGAUCAUCUUAGGACCGUCCGUCGGAAUUCCUCCUUCAGCAACGCGUGGUCACAGCCUGGUGACGCAAAGGGAAAGCAGCCUGAGCGGUCCGGUACAGAGGGCUCGGAGACCACCUCCAACCUCCCUACCCAGAGGAAUGGGAUUCCUGUGUCCACAGUCAGGCCAAAGCCCAUUGAGAAAUCCCAGUUUAUCCACAACAAUCUCAAGGACAUCUAUGUUUCCAUUGCAGACUAUGAAGGGGAUGAGGAGACUGCCGGGUUUCAGGAAGGUGUCUGUAUGGAGGUCCUUGAAAGGAACCCAAAUGGCUGGUGGUACUGCCAGAUCAUGAAUGGUGUGAAGCCAUUCAAAGGCUGGGUGCCCUCAAAUUACUUGGAGAAAAAGAACUAAUUGCAAUAUCUUUAACCUCCCUAAUUUAUACUGUUCCUGCUGUGUACAUGUGGAAAAAACAAUUGCUACACAAAAAGACGUUUCCCUGUGCUCCAGUUUGUACAAAGGGAGAAAGGAGUCUAUGCUGAGGACAAAUCUGCCAUGUUCUGAAGAGGUUUGUGGGGUUAAAGUGUUAUAAGCAACUAUGAGGAAGAUGCAGCAUAGUCAAAUGCCUUUUUGUGAAGUUGUUAAUAAUCGUGUAUGUGUAACAGGGUAUGAUAUCCCAUCUUUCCCGUUAUUGAUAGGAAACCAAAUGUGUGCCUUUUGUGAGAGAGAAAUACACAUGCAUCUACUGGGGGAGUUUUGUGCCAAACUCUGUUUUACAAUCUUGGCUCCCUUUCUCCUCAUUCUUGUCUGUACGUGGAAUACCCAGGAGUUGGAUGCAUUUCCACAACUUACAGUGAGAAGCAAAUGGAAGUUUCUGAAACACAGAGGGACUCUAAUCCUUUGGAGAUGUUCACUUUUUUUUAAUGUUCUCAACAGUUGGUUGGUCCAGAGUUGGAGCCUUUUCAUUGUGGAGAGAUUUGGUCUUUGACUUCAGCUGUGUUUUGUUGUUACUGCUAAGUCACCGGAAAGGCAACCAGGUGGUGUUGGUUGGGGGCUUUGUUUCCUUUUGUUCUGUCUUGUUCUUUCAGUUGGGAUUUCAGGUGUUCUAUGGGCAGCGAUGCCUACUGGUGCUUGUAAACACAAACCUACAAACCCCAUGCUUAAGUAUGUCGAUGACUUUGUAAGCUCCAUAUUUAGUUCUGUGCCUGACUCCUACCAGGUGAUCCUGGUUGAUUCUCUUCCCAGAGUUGGGUUGCUCAAAACUUGUCAUAAUAUCAAAACGUACAAAAGUCCCUUAAGACACUAAAGACAAAGCUGUCAAAUGUGUUACUUCUGUCUUCAUGAUCUGGUCCAAAUCCAAGCGUGCUGACUGCUGGCAGGGCCCACCAAGGUAUUAGUUAGAAAUAGCCAUAACCUUCUGCAACAUCAGUGUUUACAGUGGCGGGGGGGGGGGGGGGGAGAAGCCAUCAAACUCAGUCUGCACAUCCUUAAUUUGUAUAUUUUUGGGGAAUUAUUUUUCUGUGUUUAGUUUUUGUCUUUUCUGUGCAUUCUGGGUUUACUUUUUUUGGUCUUGUUUUACCAGAAGAGACUUAAAACUGAAGUAGGAGCCAAAUACGUGUUUCUGUUCCCACUUGAAUCCAAAAAGUAUAUUUGUACAGGGAAGUGUGCCUGGGCUUCUCAGGCUUAGAGAUUUAGUGUCAAAUAAAUUAGGUCUACAAUGCAUCUAACCAGGAAGCUGCCUCUCUUAGUUCCAUUUCUGUAUGCCUUUCUUAACUCAUGUUUUGAAAACAUGGCAGACGGUGGGGUAGUGUGGUGGGAAAGGGAAGAGGCAUCCAUUGGAAAAGGCUAGGAAUAUGGAGUUAUUCACGAGGUAGCCGACUCUUGUACUGUAAACAUCAUUGGCUAAAUCCCUACUGUACUUGAGGAAGUCAUGCUUUUUUUAAAAAAAAAAUUGCCUUGUUAGUCACUCAAGAUCACUAUCUAGUUCCUUUAAAUAACAGGCAGCAUUGUAAAUCUGUUUUAAGGGGGAGGGAGCAGACCAUUUCACUACUGGUUUACACAAAAUGAUAGAUGCCCUUUUUUCCACCAGAAUUUCAUACCAAUUUGGCUUGGAAAGUAAAGGUUAUAAAGACUUUAAAAUAGCUGGGAUAAAGGAGCUAAGUUAAAUAACACAACAAUAUCGUGUGUUACUGGGGAUGUUUCUCUGCCAAAAAAAAAUUUACACAAUUUAUGCGUUGUUCUUGUCUUCUUUUUUUUGUGGUUUGGGGUCUUUAUUAAUUUCCAUGGUAAUAUUGAGAGAGUUGCCUAUGGCUAACCUGACUGAUGUCCUUUUGGUAGCUGAAACAACAUUCAGGUGCCACAACUGGCUGCAAACUGCUGUGAUUCGAGCAGCAAUCUGCAUCCAGGUGGGGAGGGAGACUGGUUGGGAUCCCUUUAAAUUGUGGUGGCAGGAGAAGGAGGUGUAUCUGCACAGCAGCUCAUAUCACAGUGUGCAGGGUCCUCUUUGUACCUUAAUGUCUUACCAUAUAAUAUGUAUGCAUAUGUCCAGUUAGCUACAUCUUACUGGAUGUGUUCUGAGGCAUUGUGGCCCUGCCUCUCAUACUUCUCCCCAUUUUUAGUUGUACUAACAUGGUAGCAGCCAUAAAAGACUGCUGGAGCUGUUGUGAGAUUAUAAUAGAAGUAUUAUAUUCUUCUGCUGGACAGUAUUAAAUAGAGCAAUACAUAGAGUUAUCUGCUAGAUUGCAGUACUAAUAGUAGUGACUUAGUGACUCAUAUUAAUGUUAUGAUUUAUUUUAACAAUAAUGAUGCGGAAGUGGUUCAUUAUUUUGAAUUAAUGCACUUUAACAAUAAAAGAAACCAAAAUGGAAGCCAAUGCAGAGAACUAAGUGCAUUAUUUAAAGGUGCAGUAUAUAAUUAUGAUUUUCUUGAAGCACAUAUUUAUUAUGAAUUAACUUAUUAUUUAAAAUAUUCUAAAGUGUUGUUUAAAGACAUUCCCACUAGGUCAUCUCUUUGGGGGGAUGUAAAAGCACAGCUCCCAGAUCUUCUGCAUUGAGCCACUGAAUUCUCUGAGUAUGGUGUGGCAUGACAUGAGCCCCUACCCAGGGAGAGGAAAGCAGCACGCAGACAGGAGAGCCUGGACUACUAUAAAUAUUCACACCUGCAUCCAGCACAUCUGAGUCCAGAGCACCUCUGAACUGCAGGAGUCCUUGCAGGGUUUGGGGUGGCAAAGCUGGUUUUGGCAGAUGGUUGUGGUGCCUGGCUACCAUGUGCCUUGCAUGAGGCUGGUCCCCAGUGGAUGCAGGUUCGCUGUGAGGCUCAGAUUAGUGUGAGGGCUUCAGGCUCUGCUGUGAAACAUGGGCCAGCUCUGUAACAGAUGUCAGUCUGUCCCACAGCUCCCUUCCCACCUUGCUGGUUUGUUUCUCCAGCUCUGGCUUUUGCAGGGAGGAAGCUUGCUAACCUCCAAGCAGUGCAGAAGAUGACCCAGAGUGAGGGUGCCUGCAGUACUGCCAGGGUUUUCUCAAGCAGCAGCUUGGUGUCCCAUGGCUCAGGUGCUCCUUUAUCCUAUCUCAAAGGCUUCGUGGUCCCCUGAGGAGAGGCCAGACCCUGUAUAUGGGCUGCAAAGCCACGCUCAUGGCCUCCCUCCUCCCUGUGCCCCCACCUGCACCAGCAAAAAGGAAAGGGUGCAAAUUACCUACUUGGUGCUAGAAAUGAAUGUGGGCCACCAAAGCUUUGUUUUGGGCUUCCCUUUAUUUGGUGGCUGUUUUGACUGCUUGUGUUUAAAAGGGCACUUUUAAAGCAAUUUCCCUCCAGUGCAGUUUCCUCCCCCCUCCCAUCUUACUGUUGUCACAGCAUCUCUCUCUGAUCUCUUUUUUGAUUCUUUCAACUGAGAGACAUCAGGAAAAUAAUUCGUUUUUCCAUCAGCGAGCAGCUAGUUUUGGUCAGCUCCACUGAUACCUGAAGCAGCAAGCUCUUUCCACUGUUAACUGUGAAACAGAGUGAAAGGCCUUAAGCUAAGUCAGAAAAGCUGACUACAGGGCAGGAAAACCUGGCAGGGUGCCUCAGAGGACAGUGUAGUACUAGAAGUGUUUUAGCUCUUUUCUAAAAUGUUAAUGUUGCCUUAAGCUUUAUUUACUAAAUUUGUCAAAACUGACACUGGAUCAAGAGCAAUAUUUAAGUGUAAUGUACACCUCAGUGAACACUCAAUGCAGAAAUCAAUAGUACUGUUUAAAUUUCUUUCUGGUUUAUUCUUGAACCAGAUUGUUAAGAGGAAGAGUUCUGCAGGGCUUGGGCAAAGCCAUUUGCAGCUGAAGGGGGCCCUCCUCCGGGGGGAGAGGCGGCUGCUGUCACCACGUUGCUCUCACCCGCUGUCCGUGCUUUCCAGAGUCUUGAAUUUGGACCAGCAGAAAAUCCAGACUCCAAUACCAGAGAACAAAAUUGAAGAAUGUGAAAAUUGUGUCUUGCUGUAUACUGCAACUUUAAUAAUAAUGAGCACUUCUGAGUUCGUUAUUGAGGUUUAUAUAAUGCCUGAAAAGUUUCAUUGCUGGUUUCCCUUGUCUCCCCUUUCAAAACACUUUCUCAUAACAGCAAGAGUAAUACGUUUUUGUUAGCAGCCCUUACCUCUGGGAGGCAAUUCCUAUUAACUGAUUUAGCUCUCAUGCCUUGCAGUGGGUGGGUAUAAUCAUAUGCACCAGUCCUUUGCAAGCCAAACUUUUCAAGACAAAAGAUAUGAUGGGCACAUGUCAGGAUAUGUGACUGAUGUGUCAACAGGAUGUUUUUCAAUCGAUGUAUACAAUUAUAGCAAAUACACAAUAAUGAAGGAUUGAAAUUGGAUCACAUUUAAACUCUUAAAAGUGAAUUUCAUGUCUGCACGGGUAUAGCUAAAAAAUGGAUUUGGCUCUUGUGGAUACGCACCCCAAAGACUCCUUCUGUUAUGAUGCUAUAAAGUUUGACGAAGGCAUUAUAUAAUUGUUUUCAUCACUUUCAGAUCUUAAUGAAUCGUAUUUUAUUGUAAUAUAUAUUCAUUGCUUUCCUCAGUUAAAAAGAAAGUUACUGCUUUUAUCUUAUAUGAAAAACAAGGGAAUUUGAUAAAGCAUUCAUUAUUUUCAUAUUACUAGUAUUAACAGAAUAGAACUAGUACUAUUUAAUUUUAGGUCUUCAUAGCUAGCUUGUUAAUACUUAUAUUUCCCUGUGUUGUAUCCUACUAUUUUUUUCUAAUUUUUUUCCCAAAUACUCUGCAUUCUUGAGAAAAAACCAAAUCCAAUAAGUGGAUAAGUGCAAUAUUCAUAGAAUAAACAGGCCCCUCAUCCAGGACUUGGAGUGGAACGUGCAGUGUGAAAUAAUUUGCAAUUCUCUAUUCAUGCACUCUUAGGGGAAGGGGAAACGCAGGGGAGGGGGUGGCUGAAUGAAAACAGGACCCUUAGGUAGGUAGGGACUGAUAGCUGGGGUGGUUUGGGGUGGGAAUGGCUGCUUUUCACAAAAAAACCAUGACCUGUUACUGAAAGUAUAAGGAUUAUGCAGCAUGUUGCCAGGGUUAUGUAUAGAGUGUGCAUUAACAUCCUUACCAAUACAGGACUUCUGAGCUAUGCUUGAAACACUCUGUCAUCCAUGCAUGAUACUGUCUUCUGGUGUGUCUCUGCUGGUUACGUCCUCUGUUAUGCUUCAGAAUCAAUAACUUCAGAAGGGAAAAUAAUUCUGCUGGUGCAGUCCCAAGUUUUGAUACUGUAUCUUUACUUGCAUUUAUGGCAAGAGCUAUGGGAAUAUUUUUACAGGUCCUUAUUUCUUUUCUUUCCUUAUUGUUAACCUAAGAAAAAAGGUCCAUGUUUUAUCUGGGUGAGUUCUCACCUGCAGAAUUUCACAGAUGAUGUGGGUAUUGAUUUCAUAUUUCUUGGCUUGCAAAGGCUGAUCACUCAGGUCCAAAAUAAAGUUGGGCAGAAACUUUGCUCUUCAAAAGAGGUUUUGUCUUAAAUUCUAUUUGAAUGGAACAAGAACUUCCAUCUGUCCAAAAUAAUGUGACUUUCCAGGUAGCAGCAGAAACUACUACCUUUUAAAAAACUGGACUGGUUUGUAAGUUGGAAGAGAAAUGUGAAAGCCAGAGCACUUGAUUCUCUGAGCUCUGGGAAGUAUGUCUCCUGUGGCUCUAGUUCAUGUCCCUGGAGAGGGGAUGUACCUCAUCUUUCUGCUUAAUUUUUGUCCUGCUGUUCUUAAGUUUGUCCAAAAGCCUUAAUAUUACCAGAGACCUUUGCAUUCAAACAGGAAAACUAAAUUCUGCAGCUGUACUGAAAUGGUGUCGAUUACAUAAUUUUGAAAAACCUCUAAUUACAAAUGAAUCUGGUUUUGAGGAGUCAUCUUUAUUCUUUCACGUGCUCUUUUCUAAAAUGGCAAGAAGUCCAUGAGCAUCAGUAGAGUUACACUGACAGAAAACCCGCAGUGGAGCAAAGUGCCUCACGGACGCUCAGCAUGGAUCAUUCUCGGCCGAAGCAAGCACCAUGCACUUGGUUCCCUCGCCUCCAAAGGGUGCACAGGACUGCUGAGCCGCAGUACUGCCAUGCCAUGAUCUACUUCUCUGCAGGUCUUUCAGCUUUUUAAAACCAACUGGAGCUUUGCUGCUAUUUGCUGGUGGCUUCCCAUCACUGGCAGCUUCUUGUCUGGCAACUUCAGAUACUAUUUAGCCACGUAGCAAUGUGCUGCGUGUAAAUGCAGUGUUUGAUAGCUGCCAACAGUACCAAUUCGAUGGUCUGAGAGCAAAUAUAUGUGUAAGUUAUUUUAUUUUCAUUUGCUUUUAGUUGCUUGGUAGAAGCAGGGACCACCAAUGCAGCAAUGCAUGGGGAAUAUGUCUGCACACUUGGAUGGCCUCUGCUAGCUCUGCCCAGUGCUUGUAUUUCUCUUUCUCUCCCUCUGUGCUGCUCAGUAGUCUUGUCUGUUGUGUUUGUCUGUAAUUUUCAAACUAAGUACUGUAUGUAGGGUCAGAUCCAGAAGCCCCCACAGUCAGUUGACUUUGGGUUGGCAUGCUGUUGCUGCUUUUCCUCCUCCCAUCUUGGACCCAACUUGGAGCAAAGCACAGAUGUCUGUAAAAAGUCACCCAUAACUCUAAUUUGGGGUGUCAGUUUUGUGGGGUGUGCAUGCAUUGCCAAGGGUGGAAUGAGGGGAUCUCUUUUCUUGGGUGCCCUCACAUCAGGGCUAGGGCUUCACAGUGAUUCCUGGAGUGAAAGUUGUGCCGCACCGCGUGCGGACCUGACUGGCGUAGGCAGAACAAAUUAGUGUUUCCCAUUUUAUAAUGUCAGGACUGGGCUGGUCCCAUCAACAGUGUUCUUCAUUUGUUCUUGCAUCAAGGUAGCAUUGAUUCUAGUUGGAGAGUGCAAUUUUUUUUUUGUUUUGUGUUUGUUUUUUUUAAUAAAUAAAUUUGGUUUAAAGCUUCACACUGGCGUUUUACAGACCUGUUAUUGUCAGCAUAAGCCACUACUGUCCUGAGUUGAGACUCCUGUUUGUUACUGAAUUAAAAUAAUGGGAAUUACAUUGAUAAUUUGGAAAGCAAUUAAAAGUAACUAUAUUGGCAGGGGAGAGAUGGAUAAAAUACGAGGAAAAACAUGUUUCGAAUAAGGCCAUAAAUUUUUGGGUCUGACACUGCAGGUGCUUUCUCUGUAUAAGUUUUAAUACAUCACUGCUCUGUGUUAGGAUUUUUCAUUAUUGAGAAAAGUUGAGGUUGUGUUGCUCCAUGAUAUACUAUGACAGUCUGCAUCUUGAAGCAAUGAUUCACCAAAGACAAACAUGGGUUAUGUGUUUGUUGCAAUUGAGGCGAUUUGUACGUCUGGGAGUUUGCAUACACUGAGGUUCAGCUGAUGGAGUGGGCAGGAGUGGCUGUUCUAGGUCUGCCCGCAUUGGCCCUCUGUGAAACAGCGCUGUGCUAGUAGCACUUCUAGGAAAAUGUUGGGUUUAGUGAUCUUUCCCUGAUGCUCAGGGUUAUUUGGUUACAAUGGUACCUGUCUUUCUUGGUCCCUGCUUGGUGGAAGAGAAAAACAGAGGAGAGGGAGAAUCACUUGACACUGUAGGAGAAUUUUUAAAAUACAACAUUUAAUAUUAAAUAUUUCAGGCUUCUGCAGUACUCCCCUUCAGAGUUGUUAGUGACUAUUUUGAUGUCUGAAAUUUGAGCAACAUGGCAGCUUUCUCUGGGCAAACAGUUAUUUUGUCGUUUGAGAGCUUGUUCUUGAACUGCUUCUGGGUCACUGGGGAAGCAGUAAUAAAGAAACAAAAUCCCAUCAUAACCCUUGGGGUUUAGACUGGGGGAGGAAGGGGGGGGGCAUCAAAUCCUGUUCAGACUCUGGCUCCCCCUAAGCAUCCAGAUUCAGUUUGUUUCCGUUCCCUGGAAGCAGGACAGAAGAGAAUAGUGCAGCCACUGGAAUUAGCCUGUAACAAUUAAUAAACUGGAACAAAUAAAAAAGGAAUUUUUUAAAAAAACUUUUAAAGAAUGAAAUAUUUCAGUGAAUGGUGGACUUAACUAUUUCCUGUCUUGGAUUUUUGGGGCAGGGGGAGGGUUGUAAUUGUUUCCAGUCUCUAGGAGGAAUUUUUCUGCAGCAUGCUGAAUAGGCUUGCUGAAAAGACUUGCUCAUUACUCACGAUGAGUUCCAACCUGGAGUAUUGUAAAAGAAAAGUGUGUGUAGCAUUACAAUGACUUUUUUGUAUUGAGGGUCCAAACUGAGUAUUGUGGGGUCAAUAGUGUACAGAGUAGGUGCAUUUCUGCUGUCUGGCUAACUUCACAUUACAUCAGUGCUGUUCCUUUAUUGCAGUUUAAUUGCAGACAGCAGUGCUCAUUACUCUGCUUGCAGUGUUUUUGGAGAGGCAAGCAGAUGAGCCUUCUCAGUUAAGACUCCAUAUCAAAUUUCAUGUCAGGAGAAUUCUUGCCAGCAGUUUGAUUGCUGCUUAGGCGAAAAUUCAGAUGCAGAUAACUCAAGGUGGGUGUUGAAAGCAGCUCAGCUGAAUGUGUACAUCUGUAGCUGUUUCCAGAGCUGUUUAUUAGCCCAGAUUGUCUUUGGAAGUGGUGGGUAGGCAGUUAUUGGGAGCAUAAACUUGCUGAAUGAAGGCUGAAAUCUGUUUGAGCAGUUGUGCUCCCCUCCAUUAGCAGAGCAAUUGCACGUGUCUGGACUGGAAACUCCUAUAGGUUCUACUGUCCCAAAUUUGUAUUUG